Messenger RNA from Rhinolophus ferrumequinum (greater horseshoe bat), 4253 nucleotides. RefSeq names its product RAD50 double strand break repair protein (gene RAD50). NCBI's taxonomy places the organism in Eukaryota, Metazoa, Chordata, Mammalia, Chiroptera, Rhinolophidae. Gene Ontology annotation, cellular component: nucleus; condensed nuclear chromosome; Mre11 complex. Gene Ontology annotation, molecular function: ATP hydrolysis activity; double-stranded telomeric DNA binding; G-quadruplex DNA binding. Bases 158 to 3919 code for a protein of 1253 amino acids. Gene Ontology annotation, biological process: double-strand break repair; telomere maintenance via recombination; telomere maintenance via telomerase. The record is from RefSeq and is a predicted model, not a curated record. The transcript is spliced from 25 exons.
GCCCGCCAGCCGGGAAGGAAGCCGGUGUGAGAGGAAGGGUUGCAGUUAGAGCCUUCGCUCCCCCUGGAGCCUCACGGCCCCUGCCCUGCUGCGGCCUCACUGCUAAACCUUGCUGGUCUCUAGGCCCCUGGUGUUGAGAUCAGAAACAUUCACAAACAUGUCCCGGAUCGAAAAGAUGAGUAUUCUUGGCGUGCGGAGUUUUGGAAUAGAGGACAAAGAUAAGCAAAUUAUCACUUUCUUCACUCCUCUCACAAUUUUGGUUGGACCCAAUGGGGCGGGGAAGACGACCAUCAUUGAAUGUCUAAAAUAUAUUUGUACUGGAGAUUUCCCUCCUGGAACCAAAGGGAAUACAUUUGUUCACGAUCCCAAGGUUGCUCAAGAAACAGAUGUUAGAGCCCAGAUUCGUCUGCAGUUUCGUGAUGUCAAUGGAGAGCUCGUAGCUGUGCAGAGAUCCAUGGUGUGUACUCAGAAAAGCAAAAAGACCGAAUUUAAAACCCUGGAAGGAGUCAUUACUAGAACAAAGCAUGGCGAAAAGGUCAGUCUCAGCUCUAAGUGUGCAGAAAUUGACCGAGAGAUGAUAAGUUGUCUUGGGGUUUCCAAGUCUGUGCUGAAUAAUGUCAUUUUCUGUCAUCAAGAAGAUUCUAAUUGGCCUUUAAGUGAAGGAAAGGCUUUGAAGCAAAAAUUUGAUGACAUUUUUUCAGCAACAAGGUACAUUAAAGCCUUGGAAACUCUUCGGCAGGUACGUCAGACACAAGGUCAGAAAGUAAAAGAAUGUCAAACAGAACUAAAAUACCUGAAGCAAAAUAAGGAAAAAGCUUGUGAGAUUCGCGAUCAGAUUACUAAUAAGGAAGCUCAGUUAAGAUCUUCAAAGGAAAUUGUCAAAUCCUAUGAGAACGAACUUGAUCCAUUGAAGAAUCGUCUAAAAGAAAUUGAACAAAAUCUCUCUAAAGUAAUGAAACUUGACAAUGAAAUUAAAGCCUUGGAAAGCCGAAAGAAGCAAAUGGAGAAAGAUAAUAGUGAACUGGAACAGAAAAUGGAAAAGGUUUUUCAAGGGAGCGAUGAGCAACUAAAUGACUUAUAUCACAAUCACCAGAGAACAGUAAGGGAGAAAGAAAGGAGACUGGUAGACUGUCAGCGUGAACUGGAAAAAUUAAAUAAAGAAUCUAGGCUUCUCAAUCAAGAAAAAUCAGAACUACUUGUUGAACAGGGUCGUCUUCAGCUGCAAGCAGAUCGCCAUCAAGAAAAUAUCCGAGCUAGAGAUUCAUUAAUCCAAUCUUUGGCAACACAGCUAGAAUUGGAUGGCUUUGAGCGUGGACCAUUCAGUGAAAGACAGAUUAAAAAUUUUCACAAACUUGUGAGAGAGAGACAAGAAAGGGAAGCAGAAACUCUCAGCCAACUGAUGAAUGAUUUUGCAGAAAAAGAAACUCUGAAACAAAAACAGAUAGAUGAGAUAAGGGAUAAGAAAAUUGGACUGGGAAGAAUAAUUGAGCUAAAAUCAGAAAUCCUAAGUAAGAAGCAGAAUGAGCUGAAAAAUGUGAAGUAUGAAUUACAGCAGUUGGAAGGAUCUUCAGACAGGAUUCUUGAACUGGACCAGGAGCUCACAAAAGCUGAACGUGAGCUAAGCAAGGCUGAGAAAAACAACAAUGUAGAAACUCUAAAAACAGAAGUAAUAAGUCUUCAAUAUGAGAAAGCAGACCUGGACAGGACCCUGCGUAAAUUGGACCAGGAGAUGGAGCAGUUAAACCAUCAUACAACAACACGCACCCAGCUGGAGAUGCUGACCAGAGACAAAGCUGACAAAGAUGAACAAAUCAGAAAAAUAAAAUCUAGACACAGUGAUGAAUUAAAUUCAUUAUUAGGGUAUUUUCCCAACAAAAAACAGCUUGAAGACUGGCUUCAUAGUAAAUCAAAAGAAAUUAAUCAGACCAGGGACAGACUUGCCAAAUUGAACAAGGAUCUAGCUUCAGCUGAGCAAAAUAAAAAUCAUAUAAAUAAUGAGCUAAAAAGGAAGGAAGAGCAGUUGUCCAAUUAUGAAGAUAAGCUGUUUGAUGUUUGUGGUAGCCAGGAUUUCGAAAGUGAUUUAGACAGACUUAAAGAAGAAAUUGAAAAGUCCUCAAAACAACGAGCCAUGCUGGCUGGAGCCACAGCAGUUUACUCCCAAUUCAUCACUCAGCUAACGGAUGACAAUCAGUCCUGUUGCCCCGUCUGUCAGAGAGUAUUUCAGACAGAAGCUGAAUUACAAGAAGUCAUCAGUGAUUUGCAAUCUAAGCUGAGGCUUGCUCCAGAUAAACUCAAAUCAACAGAAUCAGAUCUAAAGAAAAAAGAAAAACGGCGUGAUGAAAUGCUGGGGCUUGUGCCCAUGAGGCAAAGCAUAAUUGAUUUGAAAGAGAAGGAAAUACCAGAAUUAAGAAACAAACUGCAGAAUGUCAAUAGAGACAUACAGCGCCUAAAGAAUGACAUAGAAGAACAGGAAACACUCUUGGGUACAAUAAUGCCUGAAGAAGAAAGUGCUAAAGUGUGUCUGACAGAUGUUACAAUUAUGGAGAGGUUCCAGAUGGAACUUAAAGAUGUUGAAAGAAAAAUUGCACAACAAGCAGCUAAGCUACAAGGAUUAGACUUGGAUAGAACUGUUCAACAAGUAAACCAGGAAAAACAAGAAAAACAACACAAAUUGGAUACAGUUUCCAGUAAGAUUGAAUUGAAUCGUAAGCUUAUCCAGGACCAGCAGGAACAGAUUCAGCACCUAAAAAGUGUCACAAAUGAACUCAAAUCAGAGAAACUUCAGAUAUCAACUAAUUUACAACGUCGUCAGCAACUGGAGGAGCAGUCUGUGGAAUUAUCCACUGAAGUUCAGUCCUUACACAGAGAGAUAAAGGAUGCUAAAGAGCAGGUAGGCCCUUUGGAAAUAACAUUGGAAAAGUUACAGCAGGAAAAAGAAGAAUUAAUCUACAAAAAAAAUACAAGCAACAAAGUAACACAGGAUAAAAUGAAUGAUAUUAAAGAGAAGGUUAAAAAUAUUCAUGUUUAUGUGAAAAACAUUGAGAAUUACAUUCAAGAUGGGAAAGACGACUAUAAGAAGCAAAAAGAAACUGAACUUAAUAAAGUAAUACUUCAACUAAGUGAAUGUGAGCAACACAAAGAAAAGAUAAAUAAGGAAAUGGGAAUCAUGAGGCAAGAUAUCGAUACACAAAAGAUACAAGAAAGAUGGCUGCAGGAUAACCUUACGUUAAGAAAAAGAAAUGAAGAACUAAAAGAAGUUGAAGAAGAAAGAAAACAACAUUUGAAGGAAAUGGGUCAAAUGCAAGUUUUACAAAUGAAAAAUGAACAUCAGGAAUUGGAAUCAAAAAUAGACAACAUAAAAAGAAAUCACAGUUUGGCAACAGGGCGACAGACAGGUUAUGAGGAAGAAAUUAUUCGUUUUAAGAAAGAGCUUCGAGAACCUCAAUUUCGAGAUGCUGAGGAAAAGUAUAGAGAAAUGAUGAUUGUUAUGAGAACAACAGAGCUUGUGAAUAAGGAUCUGGACAUUUAUUAUAAGACCCUUGACCAAGCAAUAAUGAAAUUUCACAGUAUGAAAAUGGAAGAAAUCAAUAAAAUCAUUCGUGACCUUUGGCGCAGUACCUAUCGCGGACAAGAUAUCGAAUAUAUAGAAAUUCGGUCUGAUGCCGAUGAAAACGUAUCAGCUUCUGAUAAAAGGCGGAAUUAUAACUACCGAGUGGUGAUGCUGAAGGGAGACACAGCAUUGGAUAUGCGAGGACGAUGCAGUGCCGGACAAAAGGUGUUAGCCUCGCUCAUUAUUCGCCUGGCUCUGGCUGAGACGUUCUGCUUGAACUGUGGAAUCCUUGCUUUGGAUGAGCCAACAACAAAUCUUGAUCGAGAAAACAUUGAAUCUCUUGCACAUGCUCUGGUUGAAGAAAACUAGUCACAGGUCAAGAAAACCCCAGGCAAAGGAAUAAAUCAGACUCCUAAAGUUGAACAACAUAGGUGUUAAGAAAAACUCAGUAAAACAUUUCCACCUGCUGUAGUAAGAAAAACUGUGUUCUGGAACAAACUAGAUCACACAUUCUUACAAGUCCGUAAGCCAGACCUAGGUGAAGAGUCAAGCCAUGCAUCCCCACUGUCUGCAGAGGAGAUGGGGCUCCAUCCGAUCUGCCUGGGAGGGGGCCUGGGUCGACCCCGCCCAUCCCUCCACUUCCUGCAGGCACAGGAAAGGCCUGGUCGUCCCACAUAGCACACGGUCAUGUGUCUGACAAGGU